Messenger RNA from Porites evermanni, 7618 nucleotides. The record is from the annotation of a GenBank genome assembly. Lineage: Eukaryota; Metazoa; Cnidaria; Anthozoa; Scleractinia; Poritidae.
AUGAUCAGCAUUUGGCAAACAGGAAUCGUUACGGCCCUGAUCGAAAGCACAGAUGACAAAGAGAUCCCUUACCGCAUCAUAUUUUUGAGACAUUUCAGACCCCCAAAAGAUAUUAAAUGUCCGUGCUUCAAUGAUUAAUCCACGCGAUGUCAACUUAAAUGUAUAAUCUUUCAUCUGAAUAAAUUACCCAAAAGUUUAGCUAUUUUGUGCAAUUUUUUUUCAAAAAAAGGUUUGUUCUAUAUGAUUUCGACUGAUUUCAUUGACAAUUGUCAACGUUUAUCUUUCGUGACCAGCCUUUUAACCCUCGGACGUACAAGCAAAUUCGUACCCCCAUCGUGGUACAAGGCGGGGGGGGGGGGGGGGGGGGGAUGGAACCCCUCCCCAGAGUUCUUGAUAUGUUGCAGUAUUUUGAAACGAUUUUGCUUUUAGUGGAAAGCCUUUGAUCUUCUUAACAAGAUGAGGUGUAUUUUUUGGGUGGUGGCGCUGCUGGAGGCCUGUGACAUCACCAAUAAGGGUUACCACCUUGCCGCCCUCUUGGAUUUUACCAAGAAUUAGAAAUCAGGUGAGGGCAAGCGUUUCCGUUUAGUUUCGGAGCAAAAAAACCUGGGGGACGGGAUUUUCGGUUUUGACCGCGCGAGAAAUGAAACGAGAGCCUUUUUUCGCGUGGUCUUUGACUCUUGUUCCUGGUUCUUUACUGCUAAACCGCACAGAAACCCUUGCUACGCAGGCUAUUCCAUAUCUCAAACCGCCCUCUCCCUUUUCACUUACACUAACAUGAAAUUUUUAAGUUUCUUGACUCAGAGACUUAGUUUCUGCUCAACAAAUGUCAAAGUAUAAGUCUCUUCAAUUUUAAAUGAAAAAAAAAUUACGAAUCACGAGCAGGAAUCGAUCCCGGAGUGCUAAAUCUGCAGUGUCCUAGCCCUAACCACUAGACCACCGAGGAUUCGCUGCGGGACGUUGGAGUAACUAUUCUAGGUGCUUAACCCUAAUCAGUAUUUUCAGUGUUUAACCCUAAUCAGUAUUGUUAGUGCUUAACUCUAAUCACUAUAGUCAGGGCUCACUCAUAUAUGAACACAUAUAUACAAUAACUUUGUGUAGGCAUCACAAGGUAUCCAAGGGCGGUUUGAGAUAUGGAAACUUGCGUUUACCCAGGUUAAAACCGCGAGAAAUGGUUUUUUUUUUUUGCUUUACUUGAAAAUAACACAUGAAUAAACACUUUGCAUGAUUUUAGCCACAAGAUUUACUUUCAUUGUUGAAAGAAGUUGAAAAAACAUGUAUUUUCACCCAAAAUUGGCUUGACCACCUGCUACCUAUGACGUCAUACCUCGUAACCAUAGCAACUAACCAUCAGCAAACUUGUCUCAAAAUCUGCGCUAGGAAUCAACGAACAGCUACUGAAAACGUCAGUUGCUGAUGUUGUAUCCUCUAGGAAAAAGCUCAGAAAAACCUUAUAGGGGGGGGGGGGGUGGCAUCCACCUACCUUCCCUCGUACGUCCGUGGGUUAACAUAUAUGUGGCGCGAAACCACAACCCUGAAAUCAUAUAUCGUCACGAAAAUAUUGAUGUGUCUCCCCCGGGGGAGGCCCACUCCUAGGAAAUCUCGGUGGGAGUGUGCCGCUCGUUUCUCCAAAUCCUGAUCCUAUUUUAGACCUAGAAAUGUCAUUUUCCACACCCGUUUUAGGACCUUGCUUCCAAAAUCCAGACCGGUUUCAGACCUGAAAUAACCUAGAUUAGACGCGAACAAAAAUAUUUCUGUACAUCCAUUUCUCUUAAGUUUCUUAUGAUUUGGAAUUGAAACGAAUAAGGGACCGGUCAUUAUUUAUCGCCUGCGGGGGGGUCGGAGGAUUUUGGGCUAAACACGAUGAAAUUUAGCCGAUCCCCCCUUUAAAUGUUAUUUUAUUGAAGUGAUCCCCCCUCAUAACUAUAUAUAACUUUCGUGAUCCCCCCCCCAUGUCUUUGUACCCAUAUUCACCUUUCGACGUGUAUAUUUAGUGUUUUAAACGUUCAUAUACAGGUAGUAUUUCUAACUAUGAUGUACUUACAGCAUAAUAAAGCCGUUAACGCGCAGUCUUUUUAUAAAAGUGUCUCUUGAUCCGUGUCUUUUUCUAGUCUGGAUCCAGACCUCUGAAUUCAGUUGACAUACAAGCAAUCUUGCUUAAAACUGCAAAGUGCUUGAAACUGCAAUCAGUGCUUGAAACUGCAAAGUUACUUUUUUUAGAGUGCCAAAUAGCAGUCCGCCAAGUCCCUAUCAGCAGGUCAUAUUUAGCGACAAUUCGGCCAUCUGGAAGGGCUAGGAUCGGCCACUGUUCCUGUCUCCUUUUUUAUUUUCAUCUAUAGUGUAAUAGAUCAGCCUUUGUAGCUUUGCUCACAUUUUUAUAAUUUUUUUUUGUUCGUUUUUUUGUUUGUUUUCUUUUUGUUUUCCUUUUUUUUUUUUCCAGUGUUUGCUUGUACAGUAACUUCAGCUAUUUGGUCAUCUGGUACAAAAGUUAAAACUGGCAUACGAACAGUUGACUGUUCAUCGAGAUCAGCAAUGACAAGAUCAUCUUCGCUAUCCUCGUCAUCAUCUAACUCCGUAUCUGAUUCUUCACUCUCUUCCUCACUGCUGGACAACUCAUUCCCGUUGCCUGGACUUCUCUGUCGAUAGUAAUGGUAGCGAAUUGCCUUUAUCUUGUCCAGCUUUAUACCAACAGUGGUCAGGCCAUGUUCCUUAAGGUACAGGUCGAGCUGUCUCACCUUCAGCUUUUCAACUUUGCCAUUCUCAAUAAGUAUGCCCCACUGGUAGUCCUUGUAUGUUAGUUCCUCUUCUAACCUUUUUUUCUCCUUAGCCUCUCUUGUUCUAAUAUCCUUCCUGAUGUUGAUAUCAUUUAGAUGGCCUAGGUAUUCAAUGACAUGCUUUUCCUCGACACUAUAGGUUGCACAGAAAGCAGCGAUGGUAUUUGGAUUGCCCGCAGAGAUGGCGUUUUGUUCGUACAAGUCCUUCAGACAUUUCCUCGGUUGAUAAUCGUCUGGAGCACGACCUGUUGUCGGCGUUUCGUACACAUCCAUAAAGUGCCCGGGAUUUUGCUUGUCUGGCACAGGCUGAGGGAUUCUUUCUGUUACUGGUCCCACCCAUCUGUUGUUGGUACACCAGGAACAGAGUGUGGAGCUUGCAUCGCUUUGCUUAUUGCAGGCAUCCCGACAAAAUUCAAAAAAGAGCUCUCCUCGGACGUAGUGGUCCUCAAUAAAACUCUCUAUUUUACUAAGAUAUGCCGCACCGGGUAUUUCGGCCUUACUGUUUUCUGAAGCAUUUCGGUACGUAUUUAACUCAGAAAAAACAAACAAACACGCUUUUUACAAUGUUUCAGUUAUCAGAAGUUUAUAUAGUUCACAAUUUAGAAUUCACCUGUCAUGUUUAAAGAUGAAUAUUAGCUAAGUCAUGAGCACGUUAUAAAAGGAAAAAUAUAAAAGCGUUAAAACAAAGCUUUCUCGAUAUAAAUUGAAAUGCACACAUUCGCCAGUGUGACAGACUUCCGUUUUUUAAAUAAAGUUGUGUUAGAACAAAUUGAGAUUGCAAAUGCUAUCAUCUCCCAGCAGAAUGGGCACAUUUAUGUUGUAUGCUUUCAAACUGGCAUUGUUCAAGCAGAUUUGAGUGGUCCCCCCUCUGAAUCCUUCCAAAAUUUUCAGUGAUCCCCCCCUUUUGGGCUCUCAGUUACGACUGAUCCCCCCCUCUGUUCUCCUAAAAAUCAAGUGAUCCCCCCCCAAAUCCUCCGACUCCCCCCCCCCCGGUGAUAAAUAAUGACCGGUCCCUAAUGCGUUCAGACACUUUCGUCGUUCCCUCGAAAACCAUACCCCAUUCUAGACCUAAAGGUGCAAAGUCUAUACACCAGUUUUUAGACACAAAACUGGCAAAAAAUCGAUCAUCGCUCUUUAGGGCGGCACAUAACUAUAUAUGUCUUAUGUAGGAGAGUACCACCCCCGAGGACGUUUGUAGACAAAUGUAGUGAUCGAGUUUAUCUGAUAAUUUAUCUUGAAAUAUAGGUCUAAAUGUUGUAUAAAGGUCUAACAACUGGGUUUUUUUUUCUUCCCUUCACAAUCAGCCUUUGUGAUGUCGUUAUCCAUACUUUCUGAAGGCUCUUUUUGCUUCCUCAGAUUGCACGGAGUGACUGAACUGAUAAACCAACCGGUGGAACAGAUGAUGAACUCGCAAAACGAAGACUCUAAAGACACUAAUGCCGAAGGAAACGGUUUAAACUCUUUCGACGUAUUGGGUAGGAAAAUAUACCUUAUAUCAUUUCAUUCAAAAAUUAAAGCACAGAAGAUACCAACAGACUGUUACCCUGCGAGGAGAAUUUUAUUUAUUUAUUUAUUUCGUUUGUUUUUCCUACGAAGUCCUUCGCCUGGCUUGCCAGUUGCUUAGGGUUUGAUGGUCGCCACGCGAACGACUUGGUAAAUAUGUCAUGGCAUAACAGCCCGAUGGGGGAGGGGAGUACUUCCUAUAAUGGCCUUAAUACGGGGAGGCUCAGCUCGAAACGGGCACAUGACAUCCUAUAAUCCAAAAAUUAAAGUACAGAACAUAAGCAGAUAUUGUCAGCGAAUCUUUAACCUCUGGUGAAUUACCUUCUGAGUCUCUGAUUCGUCCAGUGCUGAGAAAGCCAGACCUUGACAAGGAUGUUUUCAAAGAUUAGAAGCCAGUAUACCUUUUCUAGAAAAAGUGAUCCAGCGGGUUCUCGUGGUUCUCGUUUGAUGGAACCCCUUUGGUUUUGAUAUGUUCCGAUAUUUCGAAACCAUUUUACCUUCAGUGAAAAGCCUUUGAUCUGGUUGCGCUGGUGGAGGUCUGCGACGUCACCCAACAUGGUCGCCAUCUUAGAUUUUAUCAAAAGUUAGAAAUCAAGUUAAAACAGUGUGAAUCAACAAUUUUUUUGCGCUUAACAUGUAAAAUAACACGUAAAUAAUUACUCUGUAUCAUUUUAUCCACAAACUUUACUUUUGUCCUGAAAGAAAGUGAAAAAGCAUGUAUUUUUACUCAAAAAUGGCUCAACCACCUGCUAGUUAUGACGUCAUAUCUCGUAAUCAUAGUAACUGACCAUCACAAAACUUGUCUCAAGAUGGGCGCGAGGGAUAAAUGAACAGCUACAGAAAUCUUCAGGUGCUGAUGUUUUAUCGUCUUGGAAAAAAAAUCAGAAAAACCUUUUAGUGGGGUGGCAACCACUCCCACCCUUGUAAGUCCGAGGGUUAAAACACCGCGCCGGUCAUUCAGUUUAGUUAUCGUUUCGUCAAGAACCCAGUCAGGGGCGGAUCCAGGAUUUUUUUUUAGGAGGGGGUGCACUCGUCUUUUGCUCUACUUCAACACCAAUAAACCACAUAGGUUUUUUUUUUUGCAGAAUACCAGUUGUAUUAGAAAACCGCAGGUCAUCUCAGGGGGGGGGGGGGUGCGCACCCCCUGCACCCUCCCCCUAGAUCCGCCCCCGCCAGUUCUUAGUGAUUUUUCGAGUGGCAACGCUAGAGUACAACCAUCAGAGAGAGUUUGUAAUUUUGGUGUCAACCUAGAUAAAGACAUGCAAAAAGGCUAUGCUGGCGAUUUGAUUUGUUGGAAGAUUGAGGAAUUAUCUGAGCAAGGAUCACCUUAAGAUGAUGGUCAAUUCUUUCCUCAUGUUUCUCUUCGAUUAUUGCAACAGCAGUAUAAUGUGGUCUUCCCAAUCCCGAAAUAGAUUUAGCUGCAACGUGUUCAGAGUAAGACGAGCAAAAAGAUCUAGCCAUAUAAUUCCUGUCAUGAAAGACUUGCACCUAUUAUUAUAAUUAUCAUUUUCAUUAUUAUCUAUUUCAGGCUUCAGAUAUAUUUGAAGGGUAGGGAUUUAACCUGUUGAAGUAUGUGAAAGGGUAGGAAAAUCUGUCAUUUCCGUCACAAAAAGGGCCAACAGAUGUAUUUUAUGGCUGUAAAAAAGUCAAGAAAACGUUCUAGUUUUGUGUUAUAUUCAUAUUUUAACGACAGCGCAUUUACAGAAAUUAGAAGGUAUGUAUAUUUCUAAACUAAGUUUGUGAAAGAGGUAUUAUUUUCAAUAGAAGGUAUACGAAAACGGCACUACAGUGGAACCUCUAUUCAUGGGACAUCCUUGGAAUUAUGGCAAAGGGCCCACUGAAUGGAAGUUGGGCUGGGAUUUGUUGACAGUAAACCCACAAAUGAAAUCUUUUCAUUAGAGCCGAAAAAGGUGUUUGCUUUCGCAGGCGUCAGAAUCUGAGGCAGUCAUUACUUCAAGCAGCUGGAUAAUGUAAAAAAAAUCAGGAUCAACUUAUCUCUGCAAUGUUGUGUGUUGAAUUCCCACAAGCGCAGGACAUCGAUUUAGAUGAGUUAACUCAUGUUUUGAAAGCUGUCGGCAUUGUGACUAGUGAACACUUUAAAUUAUCGACAAUUUUGAGGUCAGUCACUUUUUGAUUGCUAACAUGUCCCCUGAAUGGAGGUGAAACCCAGUUAUCGGGACCCAGAAUACAGGUAACAAAUACAGAGAUUAUGUGAACAUUUUUCCGGGACCAAGUUUUGUGUCUCCUAAAUUGAGGUGUUACUUGAAUAGAGGUGUCCCAAAGGAAAUAUUCCACUAUAUUCUUUCAAAAAUGGUAUAUAAAAAGUACGGGAUCGGACCUUUGGGAGGAGCCUCCCCGUACGUAGGGUAAAAGAACGUCCUGGAAAAAGAAAUAACCAAGCCCAUCCACUAAGUUAAGAAAAAUCUUCAAAACACUUAACGUCACUCUCAACAAAAAGAAACGAAGAAAAAUAUCAUAGGGGACAGACAUGUACACGGACACUGGACUGUUAUUCAUUAAGUUUAUUUUUGUAAAAUGCAUGGUAUCAUAGAAAGAUGGCCAGGGAAAAGUUAAGACUCUCGCUAUUCUUUGCAGAUCACUAUCGCAAUGUUGUGAACAAAUAUGAUUACUUCUACAAAGAAGUUCACCAAGGUUACAUUCCCAUCCUAAUGAAAUGUUUGGACUUAAAGGCAGAGCACGUGGUCGCUGACGUUGGUAGUGGAACAGGCGCCAUUGCAAAAGAUCUCUUUGAAUUAUCAGGGCUUCACAAUCCUAUUUGGUGUGUAGAUCCCAGCGUGGAAAUGCAAGAAGUUGCUCGACAAAAGAAAGGGGUUUACCCGGUUGUGAAAACGGCCGAAGAAUUUUUCUCGAAUCCGCAAAUUAGCGAGAGGUUUGACCGAGUGCUAGCCACUAUGAGUGCACAUCAUUUUGUAAACCCCGAUGCUGUCUAUAAAGGAAUACUUUGUAGUCUACGCCCCGGGGGUUUUUAUGUGCAGUUAACUGGCACCCUCAAGAGCAGUCUUCCAUUAUUCAAAGGUGUAAAAAACCUUAUGAGCCAAUGUUUUGAGCGAGGGAAGGAAAUCUCAUCUCCGUUGCUAAAGGAAAUUGGUGUGAAUUCAAACAUCUCGCAUCAAGAGUUCUCCUUUUCCGCGGCUGUGACAAAAUCCAAGUUGUACGAAAAAUAUCGAUGCCGCUUUUUAAGUGUAUUACAGCAUUUAAGCGAUGAUGAAAUUGAAGAGGGAAUAAGAGAGUUGGAGAACGAAUAUUAUCAUAAUGUUAAAGAUGAUGAACUCAUCAAUUACGAGUGUACUGUACUUGUGACAAGAGCAGAGAAAGUAGCUUGA